Sebastes umbrosus (honeycomb rockfish) is the source of this 2982-nucleotide messenger RNA. RefSeq names its product homeobox protein engrailed-1-like. The record is from RefSeq and is a predicted model, not a curated record. NCBI's taxonomy places the organism in Eukaryota, Metazoa, Chordata, Actinopteri, Perciformes, Sebastidae. Gene Ontology annotation, cellular component: nucleus. Gene Ontology annotation, molecular function: DNA-binding transcription factor activity, RNA polymerase II-specific; RNA polymerase II cis-regulatory region sequence-specific DNA binding. The transcript has 2 exons. Gene Ontology annotation, biological process: multicellular organism development; neuron differentiation; regulation of transcription by RNA polymerase II. The coding region runs from base 336 to 1244 and encodes 302 amino acids.
UGAGAGUGUGUGUGAGUGUGUGUGCGCGCAUGGUGAUGUGAUGUAUGGACUUUGUGAAGAUCCGACUGUCAUCCAGCGGUGUAAAGCUCUGGGUGUGUGAGAGCAGCUCGUAUAAUAGCAACCAUAUAGUCACCCACCAUGACGCGCCGGAGCGCCUUUACGCAGCAGGAUUGUUCACAGUUUGCGAAUAAUUACACCAACCAGCAAUAUUUCGGAGAGAAAAUAACUAUGUUUUAGUGCUUUCCUGUUGUCAUAUUUUGGAUACAAACGCAAGGAAAGUGGAAAGUGGAUUGAAAGAAACCAGAAGCACGUUGUUGAGAGCAGCAGCAGCAGCGAUGGAGGAGCAGCAGCAGCGGGAUGUGAACAGCUCUGACAGCAGCGAGGCAGAGAGCAGCGUCUCUCCGGCUCACAGCCUGCCCUCACCGCCCAUACUGCCGCUGCAGGCCGCCCAGCAGGCUCACAGGACCACCAACUUCUUCAUAGACAACAUCCUGCGCCCGGACUUUGGCUGCAAGAAGGAGCACGGCCUGCAUGGCCCGCGGGAGAGGGCGCAGACCUCCGGCCGGGACCGGGAGCACCGGGAGCACCGGGUCCACCCGCCGGUCAGCAGGCCGAGUCUACCCGGGACACCGUGCCACGACUCCAACUGCAGCAGUGACAGCACCUCGUCCUCCUCCGCCUCCUCCACCUCUUUGGCGAGUCCCAAGAAGAGUAACGGAGGAGGAACCGCAGCCGCCGCCUCCACCGGGAGCAGCGGCGGAGUGAAAGCCGAGGAGAGGACCGGCGGCGGGGGGACUGGGGAGAACGGGUCCUCGUCGCUGGUGGUGCUGAACGGUACCGGGGCGUCCACACCGGAGAGCCAGCCGUUACUCUGGCCCGCCUGGGUCUACUGCACCCGGUACUCGGACAGGCCCUCAUCUGGCCCAAGGACACGGAAACUGAAAAAGUCGAAAAGCGGCAAAGAGGACAAGCGUCCGCGCACGGCCUUCACGGCCGAGCAGCUGCAGAGACUGAAGACGGAGUUCACGGUGAACCGGUACAUCACGGAGCAGCGGAGACAGUCUCUGGCCACCGAGCUCAACCUCAACGAGUCCCAGAUCAAGAUCUGGUUCCAGAACAAGCGGGCCAAGAUCAAGAAGGCCAGCGGCUUCAAGAACGGCCUGGCGCUGCAGCUGAUGGCGCAGGGACUGUACAACCACUCCACCACCACCAUCCAGGAGGACAAGGAGGAGGACAGCGACUGAUCAGGGACUGUACAACCACUCCACCACCACCAUCCAGGAGGACAAGGAGGAGGACAGCGACUGAUCAGGGACUGUACAACCACUCCACCACCACCAUCCAGGAGGACAAGGAGGAGGACAGCGACUGAGGACACGGUCCUGGUCCACAUACACACUCUGUACAAUGUAAAUAUAUCAUAUCUAAUUUAAGGAUGAGGAUGAGCUUCGUCUCCUCCUCUUCACAAGAGACUAGAGAGCAGAACAGACUGCAGACUGGGACUGACCUGCCACCGCAAAAACCAAAGAUUUUAUUGGGAAUCAGAGCCUGGACACUUUCACAAACCAGAAAGAAAGAAAGAGAGAGAGAAGCAACACCCCCACAUUUAGCUGAUUUCUGUGAGCCCUGAGAUGAGAGUGAAAUGGACCCCCUUCCUCCAUCUCUUCCACCUCCAUCAUGCAGCCGUGAUAAACCCACAACGGCCUCCACAUCCCUUCAGCUCAUGUUGCUGGAGGUUGUGGACGAAGCUGCUGCUGCACCACCGCCCAAACACCACCCAAACACCACGAGAACAGUCACUGGCUUUAUUACACUUUUGUUUUAUUGUUUUUUUCUGGACCAACUGACUUGUAAGAACUGUAAUAAUCCCACAGUAUACACGUCACAGAGAUGCCACACACACAUCUGAAGUGCCAAACGAAUCAAUAGCCUAUAUAGUUAUGAUACAGGACAGGGGAUGUACUGUAUUUUAAAAUCACCUGGGAGCGCGAGGAACACACAGUUAUUACAAGAAUAUUUUAGAUUACUAUAGAUAAGGCCUAUAAUGUCGGGGCCUAAGCAUUGUGAACAAUGGGCUUAUUAUGCCUUUUAAAAAUUGGGGAUUAGAACAAAUUAAAGGGAGUUUAUUUUUUUUUAAAUGAAAAAUUAAUAUGCAACCAGAAUUGUUGAUGCAGCAUUUUCAAUUUCAAUUGGACAAUUUUUUUAGGCCAAAUUAAAUAUGAAAUAAAUAAAUGAUUCUUCAUUCUCCCACCAGAAUCUUUGAACCAAAGAUUUCGACCAUACAGAAAAUAUAAAUGAAUAAUUAACAAGGCAAAUAAAUGUGAAAAAUCCAAAUAUAUAUAUCAAAAGAUAGAUCUUUGAAGAAAGAUCAAAGAUUUUUGGGGAACUUUGAAUCAUGACCUCAGUAUCUCUAAAUUCUUUAGUAUUAUUAGUAUUAUAGGUAUUAUAUAGCCUAUAAUACUGCUGUAAAAAAGUUAAAGGUAGAUGAAAUCCAUGAAGCUAGCAGUGUUUAAAUGAUUCACACUAAUAAGAAACAAUCUAUAGCAUAUUCCUAUAAAUUCCUGGUUGUCUGAUAUCAUAGUGAUUCAUUACUGGCAUCUUUAUCAUCUUCUUUAAUGCUUCUGUUUUGACCCAGACUGUGUUGGUAGCCUCCUGUUAUACUUUAAGAGAAUAUCUUCUCUAAUAUUCCGACAUGUUCACUGUGGUGUUUGUAUAUAACGUCCCUCUGAAAGUCACUGCAGGAUUACUGCACUUCUUACAGAGGGGAUUUAUACACAAGGUAUAAAUACAUAUAUACUGUAUAUGAAGGUAUACAUACAUAUACUGUAUAUACACCAUGGAGCAUCAUUUCCAUGUGGUGUUGCCUUUAUUUUGGCACAUAAAGCUGCAGCGGCCUGCAGACAGACUAUCUGAGAUAUACAGUGUGUUUAGAGAGCGGCGGGAGAUAUUCUGUACAUUAAAACAUGUUUCCAAAUAAACACU